AUGACGGCUGGCCUGGGUGUCAUUGCCAGGUCAGCAGGGGACAUUGGCUUUGGUUUUGGAUUUGUCUUGGCUACUUGGUCAUAUUCCCGGUCAUCUACCCAGCCACUUCCUGGAAGGAUGAUUAACCCUCCAUGUCUCGUGGUUCAAUCACACACGGAAACGGCAAUUUUUGAAAUCGCUGAUAACAUGUUUACUUCUCAUGUAAACGCGCUCGCUGUCGUCUGGCGCUGCUCUCCGGUUCUCCCGGGGUACGUUGGGCGGGGGCCUGAAGCCCGGGACUGGGAAACAGAAAAUACGGGAAUUUUGGAGACUGAGGCCGUUUCAAAGGCGUUGGAGUUGACUCUCAUCACCUUCGAGCGGGGGAUGUGGCGGCCGAAGGCCCACCAUAAGGUUACUGUCUUUACGGACUCUCUCAAUGUACACCGGCGGGCACGGAAAUGCCGGGAGCGAGACUUACUGAUGCUCUGUAGCAGGAGCAUCCAGCUCUUCAAUAUCGGGGCAGAGGUCGAGGUUCGGCAUUGUCCCGGUCACUAUGGCGUCCUUGAGAACGAGGUCGCCUAUGAGAUUGCGGGGACCGCGGCCAGUUAUAUCGUUGCGGACAAAAAUUCGGCUUUCGCUCCUGUCGAGAACCCCGAUCACCUUCCACGCCCGGCAUGGACUGCACGGAGAGAGCGAGAGCUCGAAGAAGAGGCAAUUCGUUUCCAAUGGCCAAGGUCCCUAUUGCCAGACCACUAG
Messenger RNA from Penicillium argentinense, 735 nucleotides. Its product is annotated as RnaseH-domain-containing protein. NCBI's taxonomy places the organism in Eukaryota, Fungi, Ascomycota, Eurotiomycetes, Eurotiales, Aspergillaceae. Gene Ontology annotation, molecular function: nucleic acid binding. The record is from RefSeq and is a predicted model, not a curated record. The transcript is spliced from 3 exons. The coding region runs from base 1 to 735 and encodes 244 amino acids.